GAGGAGGGGAAAUCUCUCAGUUUCAGAGGCCUUUAGAUCUCAUCUCCGGGGAAGCAGCGGUCGGAUGCGGCCUGUCAUUGAGGGAAAGGGGGAAUCUCGUGGUGAUUUCAAAAUGCUGACGAUCUGUUUUUUAACAUUAGUUUUUACAGGUACUGUUUUAUCUCAAGAUACCUAUAACAGAAGGAAUGAUCGUCGUAAAAUUGAUAGAGACCCCUCAGGAAUAUUCACUCAAGGAUCUGUUCAUGCGUGUGAAUCAUCUAGCUGUUAUCCUGCAACUGGGAAUCUUCUGAUAGGAAGAGAAAACAGUUUGUGGGCAUCUUCCACUUGUGGCAUAAAGGAUGUAGAACGUUACUGUAUAGUGAGCUUCUUAAAAGAAAGGAAAAAAUGUUUUCAAUGUCAUACUGUACCCAAAACUAAAGACAGUGUGAAGUUAUAUCAUGGAAUUGAAAAUAUUGUUUCAAGAAUAGGUAAAAAAAAGGGUGUUCGCAAAUGGUGGCAGUCCGAAAAUGGAAAAGAAAAUGUUACAAUUCAAUUGGAUUUGCAAGAGGAGUUCCACUUUACUCAUCUGAUUAUUACAUUCAAGACUUUUCGCCCUGCUGCUAUGUUGAUAGAACGGUCACAUGAUUUUGGUCGAACAUGGAAGGUGUAUCAGUAUUUUGCUUAUGAUUGUGAAGAAUCUUUCCCUGGAGUACCAAGAGGUCCUCGACAAAAAAUUACAGAUGUAGUUUGUGAGACACAGUAUUCCGGUGUUGAACCAUCAACUGAAGGGGAGGUGAUUUUCCGAGUUCUACCACCGAACAUUCCUAUUGAUGAUCCUUACAGUCCAGAUGUGCAAAAUCUACUGAAAAUGACUAACUUAAGAAUAAAUUUUACGAAACUUCAUACUUUAGGGGAUAAUCUUUUAGAUUCAAGAGGUGAAAUUAAAGAAAAAUAUUACUAUGCAAUCUAUGAAAUGGUUGUUAGAGGCUCAUGUUCAUGUUAUGGUCAUGCCAGUCGAUGUGUAGCUGCUCCUGGAUCUGUCACUCGCCCUGAUAUGGUGCAUGGUUCAUGCCUGUGUACUCACAACACAAAAGGUUCAAACUGUGAGCAGUGUGAGGAUCUCUAUAAUGAUCUGGAAUGGAAACCCGCUAUUGGAAGACAAACAAAUGCAUGUAAAAAAUGCAAUUGUAAUGGACAUGCUUCAAAAUGUCACUUCGACCAUGCUGUAUUUGAAGCAACUGGACGAGUCAGUGGAGGUGUAUGUGAAAUGUGUGAGCAUAACACUUUUGGACGAAAUUGUGAACUCUGCAAGCCAUUUUUCUAUCAAGAUCCUACUCGUGACAUCAGAGAUCCAAACAUUUGUCAACCUUGCGAUUGUGAUCCUAUUGGCAGUUUAGAUGAAGGCAUCUGCGACUCUCGAACUGACACUUUGUCUGGAUUAGUUGCUGGACGAUGUCACUGUAAAAAAAAUGUUGAAGGUCGGCGAUGUGAUCGUUGCAAAAAUGGAUUUUGGAAUUUCCAGGCGGAAAAUCCAGAUGGUUGUGAAGCAUGCACUUGCGAUGUGUUAGGAACCAUAGGCAAUUUUGGCUGCAAUGUUUACACCGGCGAAUGUGUUUGCAAAAGAAAUGUUGUUGGCAGAGAUUGCAACCAGUGUUUGCCAGAAUUCUAUGGAUUGAGUGCUGAUGAAGAAGGCUGUAAGCCUUGCAACUGUGAUCCUGGUGGUGCCCUUGACAAUAACUGUGAUGUUAUUACUGGGCAGUGUCGAUGCCGUGCUCAUGUUUCUGGCCGACGAUGUGAUCAGCCUGAAUCUGGAUUUUUCGCUGGUAGCCUUGAUUAUAUAACCUAUGAAGCUGAACUUGCCAAAGGAACUCCUGACUGUCAGGUUCUUCUUCGAGAGCCAUAUGGUGAUAGAGAUUCCAGCUGGACUGGGCUGGGUUUCAUGCGUACAUUUGAGGGUUCACAUUUAGAAUUUGAUGUAACUGAUAUUCCUCAGUCAUUGGAAUAUGAUAUUGUAAUAAGAUAUGAACCACAGCUUCCUGGACAAUGGGAAGAAGCUCGUGUUAUUAUUGAGCGUCCCGGUCCUGUUGAAAUGAAUGGACCUUGUGCAAAUACAAUUCCACAAGAUGAUAUAAAAACUGUUUCUUUGCCAUCAGGUCAAAGAUAUGCUGUAGUUUAUCCUCCAGCAUGCUUGGAAAAGGGAAAAAGCUACAAAGUUCGUCUUGAAUUUAAGCAUUAUGAUAGAGAAAUACAAACACCAUCAGCUUCUGUACUAGUGGAUUCUAUAGCUUUCAUCCCAAGAAUUGAUUCCAUUCCCUUUUUUCAUGGCUCUGCAGCUAAUGAAUACAGGCGCCAAGAAUUUGAGCGAUUUCGAUGUGGGUCAGCUUUCUAUUCUGUUGUGAGACCUCUACCAAAUGAUGUUUGUAAAAAAUACCUUUACAGCAUUGGCUUUUAUGUUUAUGAUAAAGCUCAUGAGUGCGCCUGUGAUCCAACUGGCUCAACAAGUACCAGCUGUGAAAACCUUGGAGGUCAAUGCACAUGCAAAUCCAAUGUUGUUGGACGACGAUGUGAUCGAUGUGCUCCAUCAACUUAUGGCUUCGGACAAUCAGGAUGUAGACCAUGUGAUUGUAACAGUGUAGGAUCCUUGGACAACUUCUGUGAUGCACUGACAGGCCAAUGUAAAUGUCGACCAAAUACAUAUGGAAGACAGUGUGGGGAUUGCCAGCCAGGCUUUUGGAACUAUCCAAAUUGUCAGCGAUGUGAUUGCAAUGGUCAUGCUGAAAUUUGCGAUGCCAGAACUGGAUAUUGUAUUGAUUGUGCAGAUUUUACUGCUGGCCCAAAAUGUGAUAGAUGUGACACUGGAUAUUAUGGGGACCCUAGGAUUGGUGUUGGAAUUCCAUGUCGCCCUUGCCCAUGCCCUGGGGUUGCAGAGAGUGGACUUAGCCAUGCACAAAGCUGUGAACUUGAUCCCAGAACACAGAAUGUUAUUUGCUUGUGUAAUAUUGGAUAUGCUGGUGAACGGUGUGAUCGAUGUGCCAAUAACUAUUAUGGCGAACCAACCGUACCUAAUGGAACAUGUAAAAAAUGUGAGUGCAGUGGAAAUACUGACGAAACUGUUGCCGGAAAUUGUGACCCUGAGACAGGAAAUUGCUUGAAAUGUCUGUAUAAUACGGAUGGACCUCACUGUGAAUAUUGCAUAGAUGGAUUUUAUGGUGAUGCAACUCGACAAGAAUGUUUAAAAUGUGUUUGCAACGCUCUUGGUACAGCAGACGCCAACGGAAUUUGUGAUAAACGAACAGGGCAGUGCCCAUGCUUACCAAAUGUGAUUGGAACGUCAUGUGAUUUAUGUGCACCUCAUCAUUGGAACAUAAGCAGUAGAUUUGGUUGUGUGCCAUGCGAUUGUGACCCAUUAGGAUCCUUUGCUCCUGAAUGCAAUGAGUUUGAUGGACAAUGUCCAUGCAAACAUGGAUAUGGUGGUCGAAAGUGUGACGAAUGUCAAGCCAACUAUUGGGGAGAUCCUCAUGUGCAGUGUUAUGCAUGUGAAUGCAACCGAGAAGGAUCGAGAACAUUGCAGUGUCGGAGAGAUGAUGGCUCUUGUAUAUGUUCAGACGGUAUUGCUGGAAAAAAUUGUGACAUGUGUGCUAGAGGCUAUUAUGGAAAUGCACCUUUCUGUGAUCCAUGUGGGGAAUGUUUCGAUAACUGGGAUGCUAUUUUGCAAGAGCUCAAAGAUCAAACUCGACAACUUCUGGAUGAAGCCAGUGAUAUUAAACAAACUGGAGUCACUGGUGCUUAUUCGAAAGAGUUUUCGAUUAUAGAAGGUAAACUUGAAGAAGUUAGGGAAAUUCUUGCUGAUGCAAACAUCACUGGUGCAGACAUAGAGGAUCUACAAGAUUUGGUUGAUAUGCUUAGGCAAAACUUAACAGUUACUCAAGAUCAUUUAGACGUUAUUGAUAGAGAAUUAGAAAACACUACUCAGAGAAUAUAUGAUGCUAAUUUGGCUUUGACGGAUUUGCGUAAAAGAGCUGAUGACCUUACAUCUGAUGCACAAGCUUUAAAAAGCAAUGCCACAUCUUUGAAAGAAGCAAAUGUUGAAGGUGCAUUCAAUAUAACCAAAGAAGCAAAAGCACGUUCAGAUGCAGCAGAGCGUAAGGUAGAAGAUACUAGAGCUGUUGUUCAUGAAUCCGAAGGCCACCGUCGUAGGACGGAAAAAUUGUUAGAGAAAGCAACAAAUUUAUAUAAUCAGACCUACCUGGAUAAUGAGGCUGCUUUAAAUAAGAUUGCUGGGAAAAUAUUUGCAAUUGAAAAUGAAAUACCUGGACUGAAUAACAUAGUUUGUGAUGGGCGUGGAACUGUUACUAAGUGUGAUUCUUUAUGUGGUGGAGCAUUAUGUGAUAAAUGUGGGGGGCUCAGUUGUGCUCUUGGAGCGGUCACUAGAGCUGAUAACGCAUUUGAUUUAGCAAAGAAGGCUGAAAAAGAAAUACGAGAAAAAGAGGAAAAAUCUAAACAGCUGUUAGCUGAGGUUGGUGAUAGCAGGAAGCAUGCUGAUGAAGCUCUUGAAGAAGCUAGAUUAGCUUUUGAGCGUGCUCAAGCAGCCAAAGAUAGAUCUGAAAAUGCUACUGCAGCAGUAGAGGAAUUGUUAGAUAAAAUUGAACAGUUUCUUGAAGCUGGCGGAGCAAGACCAGCAGAAAUAAGAGAAUUUGCUGAGGAAUGCUUGCGGCUUUCUAUUUCUUUGGAACCAGAACAAAUUACUGGGUUAGCUCGACAGAUCAAUGAUACAAUUGCUAGUCUAACUAAUAUUGAUGCAAUUUUAAAUGCCACUGCAGGUGAUUUGGCUGAAGCUCAAACUUUAAAAACUAGGGCUGACAGGGCAAAAGAAAAUGCUGAAGCAAUUCUUGACACUGCCAAACAAGUGCUUGAUGCAUUGGAAGAAGCCCAAAAGGCGCAGGAGAAAGCAGAGGCUGCUAUUGAUAAAGCUAACAAUGAUAUUACUGCAGCUGGUCUUGAUCUUGCUGAUAUUGCCCAGGAAACUAGAGCUGCACAAGAAAUUGCUAAUAAAUCAGUUGAUGACAUUCAAAACAUGCAGGAUAGGUUGGAUACACUGAAGAAAAAAUUCACUGAAAAUGAACUAAAUGCGAAGAAAUCUGCAGUUGAAGCCAGUGUUGCAGGCAAACUAGCUGAACAAGCUGAAAAAGAUGUACAAGACUUGGAAGAUAAGUAUAAUAAUGCUUCUCGUGCAUUGGACAAUAAAGCAAAGAUUAGUGGUGCAGCAAAGGAAAGAGCUGAUAGACUUAGGGAACGUGCCAAAAAACUUGCAGAAGAUGCUAAUGGUCGUUUGAAUGAGUUGCAAGGUAUGGAAGAUGACUUUGAUGAAAAUGAAAAACGGUUGAAAGAUUUUUCAAAAAUUCUGGACGAGCUAAAUAGAGAAAUGGAUGACCAUCUUGCUGUUAUUGAAGAAAGAUCCGGCUUCUAUCGUGAUUGUCAGACAUAAAAAUAAAAUUAUUUUAAAUUUUGUCAAUCCAAUUUGAAAUUAGAAGUUUUCUGUAACUAACGAAGGACUUACUUUAGAAUUUUUGUCCUGUUCUAAUUAUAUGGUUGCUAAAUGCUACUAAUUGUAUUAAAAUUUUUCUUGUUAACAAAUGUAUAAUUAAAUUAAUGAAUGUGUAAUAUAGUCCCUUUUAAAAUUUGCCUUCUGUGAAGGAGCUAUUUUAUCCUCUGUUGAAAAUUAUGAAUAAUUCCUGUGAAUUAUCCGAUCCUGUAUAAAUUGAAUUUUUAGUUUAAAAAUUUGAACGUUCAAAAAAGUGAUUUGAUUUGCUCUUCAUUCAUGAGCAUAUAACUUGCAGACUGAAUAGUUUUUUUUAUUUGUUUAACUCAAAUUAUUACCACCAUACUUAAAAUAUUUCCGUUUUAAUUUGCAAACCAGUUUGACAAUAUCUACAUGUGCUUUUCAUCCGUUUACUUUUUGUUAAAUAAUACCAGCUCUGUUUGGAACCCUACAACUACACAUUUCCAUUUUUACAUCAAAUUUGUAUUAUAAACUUCUGUAUUAUCUGUAAUCAAAGUUACUCAUUAAUGAGCUUAUAUGUAUUAUUUUUGCAUAAAAAGUCGUUUCCAUUGGUACAUGGGUAUUGCGUUGUAAUUUCUUAACCAUAAUAUUGACUGCUGUUAUUUAUAGAUUUCAAACACAGAAAGUGUGCACCAAAUUAAGGAAGUUAUAAUAGGAUAGAGUUGGAGAAAACUUGUAAUCUUUACAAUGAUGAUAAAAAAAUGUGGUGUAGUUGCCCUCUCUCGAUGAUAUGUGAAAGGUUUGUAUGAUAUAUUGGCUGAAUUUAAAUCAAUUUCCCAAGCCCAAUCAAUAUAAGACUUUCCUGAAUUGCCAUGACUUUUAGUUGACUUGAAUUUUCAUACCAACGGGUCUAUGGUCAAGAAUAGUUUUCGAUGUUUACUUUGUUGACUUGUCCAUUUUUUGGGUGUACAUAUAUUACACAUGUUAGUCUUAUAUAUGUGUAUUGUGUUGUCGUUUUUUGUAUUAUUAAAAAAAAUCUUAUUUCCAUAUUUGCGAUUUGACAUUUUAUAUUCAUUAUUUUAUGUUUCAAUGAAUUUUAUAUUUGUAUUGCCUAAGUAAGGAAGGCUAUUUUAAUGGUGUUCUUGUGCCUUCAUUUUCUGCUUGGAUACUUAGCUUUCUUUUAUAACUGUAAUUUUCUAUUCGUGGCAGCUUAACUAAAGAUAUUUUUACAUUCUGAACUUAACUGUUAGUUAAGAAGUAAAGAACAAUUUUAUUGUUCUUCUUUUUCCAUUAAUGUUUCAUGCCUUACUACCAAAGCUGAGAUGUGCUAGUUUUGCUACAAAUGAUUAAGUUGAAGGCUCUUUGAUGUUUGACAGAUUUUUUAUUUCAUUUUGAAUGCUUUACAAUUUUUUUUUCUAAAGAUGGCAUUUUUUAUACUUAAAUGUUGUGAUGAAUCACAAAUGUCCUAUAGUAAUGUUUUUAAAUCAGGCUAAAAUACUAGUUUUGCUAUUGCUGGUGCUUUUAUUGAUAUGUAUAUAGAUUCUUAAACAAAUUCUCUCUAAAAUACUGAGGGAUACUUGUUGUUUAUUUGGAUGACAAAGAAUAUUUUUACUCGCCGUUCAGUAGAAUAACUUUUCUUCGACUUGUAAGAAGGGCGAGACAAAUAAAAUGCUAUAGCUUAAAAAUCAUGUACCUGGUUCUUUAGAAUUGCUUCUCUUCUAUGCCUUACCUUCACACAGAAAAUAGUAUGCAGAUAGUAAAUCAAGAAGUAUUUAUUUUACAUUGUAGGGAAAAGUGCCUUGUUGUUUCUUCUGAUUAUUAUUAGAUGUUUGUUCUUCUCCUCUUACAAUUUAUUGGUCUGUAGGUCAUGUGUCUAGUAAAUAUGUGGUUUACAAUCUUCUGCUAUAGCAUUUCAGAGAAGCAUUUUGAAAUGCAUUGUUAAUUAUUUUUUGCUCAAUGUUCCUAACAGAAAAGUUAAUUCGUUUGAUUUUUAUAAUCUAUUAAUUUACCGAAUAUUUUUAGUACAACUUAUUUUAACUGUGUUGGGUUUUGCUUUAUGGACUAAUGUAAUGCUGAAUAUACUGUGUUCAAAGUUUGAACAAAUCAAAUAUAAUGGUUAUUUUCAUGAAAAAGAGUACACAUCUAGGUAAUAAGUGCAAUAUUAAUUGUCUGUUUCUUAAAAGUUUUACUUAUAUUGAUACUCAUUUUUUUAAUGAUUAUGUUUUAGACUGAGUUUUAUUUAGUAUAAGCUUUUAUUGUUUUAUUGCCAUGCUGAAAAGAACUUAAAUUGCCUGCUUUUUUUUUUUUUUUUUUUUGUUAAUGAUUGGAUAAUCUUUUCUGGUAAAUACAAGGAAUUUUUCUCUUAAAGACAUUUGUUUUAUAAUCGAAAUAUAAAAGGUUUUAUGCAGCAAGGCUCAUGUUUAAUAGUCAAUGGAAUAUUUAUAUUUUAAAUGCAAUCAGUCGUUCUAUGUACUGCAAUGGGUAGGUGUUUCAUCUUUUUGUGUAAAUUAUAUUAAUUAUGCAUUUAUUUUCAUCUUCGCAAUAUUUUUAUUUUGUACUCUUAAAAUAAGUUUGUAUAUUCAUGUAUGUAAAUUAUAUUUUACUAAUGAUCUGAUGUGACUUUUUUUGUGUAAAAUUUCUGUUUGACGACUGCCAAAAUGUUUGCCCCUGUAAUAUGUGAUGCCAAACAAAUAUAAAGCUUACUGUUCCUUUGUGCCAAAUCAAAACUUUUAUAAUCAUACCAUUGUGUUGUACUCAUUGUUUCAAAUAAUUUUUUAAAAGUUAACACUUAAAAUGAAAUGUGAUAUGCACAUUCUCACUUUUUUAGUGUUUUCAGUGUUUUGAAUAAAGUAAAUUCAUAUCAA
Argiope bruennichi is the source of this 8343-nucleotide messenger RNA. It is a transcript of the gene LanB1, whose product is annotated as laminin subunit beta-1-like. NCBI's taxonomy places the organism in Eukaryota, Metazoa, Arthropoda, Arachnida, Araneae, Araneidae. Gene Ontology annotation, cellular component: laminin trimer. The record is from RefSeq and is a predicted model, not a curated record. Gene Ontology annotation, biological process: basement membrane assembly; substrate adhesion-dependent cell spreading; cell migration. Bases 65 to 5464 code for a protein of 1799 amino acids. The transcript has 31 exons.